Molecule: messenger RNA, 4290 nt
Organism: Acromyrmex echinatior (Panamanian leafcutter ant)
Lineage: Eukaryota; Metazoa; Arthropoda; Insecta; Hymenoptera; Formicidae
Gene: AGO2
Product: Argonaute 2
Molecular function (GO): RNA binding; protein binding
Source: RefSeq, a predicted model, not a curated record
GAGUUCGGGGAAUUCUGUUACUCAUAUGUAUUAUUUAUAUGUGCUGUGAAGGCUUCUAGAACAUUCGAUUGUAAAUUGUCGUUUGAUAAGAUACGAGAUAGCGAUACUUGGUAACAAUAGAUUCAAUUAGAACAUCGUAGCUGUUACCCAGUGGAGCUAACAAGUGAUUGUGUCACGCAAUAUAUUUUAGGAGUUUUGUCUGAUAUUGAAUUAAGACAAAAUGACAAAGAAAGGAAAGAAGAAGAAGCAGAAAACAGCUGCAUCAACCUCAAAAGAGACUUUGCAAAAACAAACUUCGCAAGAACAGACUUCGCAAGAACAGACUUCGCAAGAACAGACUUCGCAAGAACAGUCCUCGCAACAACAAAAGGAACAAUCCUCAAAAGCAUUACCUAGUUUGACGCAACAAAAGACAACCAUAGGAAAGGAGCAGGAAGCAGCUGCAUCAACUUCGAAACAGACUUCUGACGGUUCUUCAAAACAACAAAAGAAACAGAUAUCACAAGGUCAGCAACAACAAGAAUCGUUGGGCUCACGUCAAGUAUCACAGGACCAGCCACAACAACAACAACUGCAACAACAACAACAAGGAGCAUGGGGCCGCCCACGACAACAAAUACCACAAAGCCAACAACCACAAGGAACAUCUAGCCAGCUACAACAACGACCACAAGGAGCAUGGAGCCAGCCACAACAACGACCACAAGGAGCACGGAGCCAGCCACAACAACAACAAUCACAAGGAGCAUGGGGCCAACAACAACCACAAGGAGCACGGAGCCAGCCACAACAACAACAAUCACAAAGAACAUGGAGCCAGCCACAACAACAAGAAGCAUGGGGCCAGGCACAACAACCACAAGGAGCAUGGAGCCGACCACAACAACUACAAAGAGCAUGGAGCCAACCACAACAACAACCACAAGGAGCAUGGGGCCAGGCACAACAACAUCCACAAGGAACACUGAAUCAGCCACAACAACCACAAGGAGCAUGGGGCCAACAACAACCACAAAGAGCAUGGAGCCAGUCACAACAACAACAACCACAAGAAACACAGAGUCAGCUACAACAACAACAAUCACAAGGAACACAGAGUCAGCUACAACAACAACAAUCACAAACAGCUUGGGAACAACAGCAACACAGAGCAACUUUACCUCAACAACAGCAAAAAGCUUCAAUUGAUACUGGUGCUGCUGGUGAUGGUCGACAGGCAAUUGGUGAUGUGCACCGACAGCAGCCAUCAAGUACUACAUCUCUUCAGAUGACUAAGCUUUCUUUAACAGAUGAUCCAUUCCACAAAGAAAAGACUACAAAGGCAAAAAUGUCAUCUGAACAAUUGAAAGUAUAUCAUGACAUGAUACCAAAGAGAAAAAAUCCUCUAUGUGGUGGGAAAAUAGGAAAAAACAUUUUUGUGUUUACAAAUAUGUUCCAAAUUAUAUUCAGCGAUAAGUUUGUAACCAAUGCAAUUCAUUAUGAUAUUGUUAUUCGUCCUUUCAAUGAAAAGCCCAGCAAAACAGAAACCGAGAAGGAAACCAAACUUCCUAAGAAGUUAUGUAGAGAUAUUUUUGAACAAUGUAGAAAUAAACAUUUUAGCGAGAGAUUUCCAGCUUAUGAUGGGAACAAAAAUGCAUAUAGCGCAAAUGAACUUCCUUUCUCGGAUUAUAUGCAGGAUGUUUUCUGGCACCUAAAUGACAAGGAACAAAAGAAACAAUAUGAAAUUACCCUGAACAAAGUGGCUUAUAUUGAUCUUAGUUGGAUAAAAAAUUUUAAACCUGGUCUUGCAGAAAAUAGAGUUCAAACUGCUUUACAAGUCUUGGAUAUAAUCAUACGUCAUGGACCAGAAUCGAGGUUUAUUAAUGUUGGAAGAUCACUCUACUGGGAUAUAGAUAUGAAAAAAGAGUCACUAGGUGAUGGCUUAUCUCUAUCAACCGGUGGAUUUCUCUCUGGUAUACUUGGGUGGAAACCAUAUCUAAAUGUAGAUGUUGCUCAUAAAGGAUUUACCACAAAUUUAAGAGUACUUCAAUAUAUAGCUAAAGUUACGAAAAUCAAUGAACAAAGCCUUUCUUAUAAUACGGUAAUGCAGCAUAGAAACAAGAUACUAAGUUUUUUGAAGGGCUUAAAAGUGACUUACGCAAUACCUAACUCACCAAUUUCGAAACGUACGUUUCGUGUACUCGAUUUGUGGUGCGAUAGUUGUGACUCACAUACGUUUACAUCAUCCGAUGUAAUUUACACAAUAACAAAAUAUUUUCGGGACAUAAAGAGAUAUAACAUAAAGAGGACUGAUUUGCCUACUCUUCAUGUUGGCAAGACUUCCGACGGAGGCAAAAUCUUGGUGCCUCUUGAAUUAUGCACCAUUGUGGGUGGUCAAGCCUUUAAUAAAAAACUAGAUGAAACACAAACCAGAAAUAUGAUUAAAGAAACAGCAACGGCUGCGCCUACCCGUAAACAGAACAUAGAAAUAACGUUCAAAAAACUGGAAAUAAACGAUAGUUCUGUCAUGGAAAAAGAAUUCAAUCUAUCUGUGAGUACAAAAAUGCAAAUGGUUGAUGCCAGAGUUUUGCCUCCUCCUGGAUUGAAAUAUGCUAACUCAACAAUCACAGUAGAAAGAGGAGUAUGGCGUUUGCAACGGUUUAAUCAAGCCAAAAGUUUGGGGCCUAACUCAUGGAGUAUUCUUACUUUAAUUAAUGAGACAAUAAAAGAACCUCCCGAUUCUGAUUUACAAACAUUUAUAGACAUAUUAAAAAGCAAUGCAAGAAUCGUUGGUAUGACAAUUGGUAAGCCUAUAACUCAAAAUGGUAAAAAAAUCAAUACAAACGAUUUAAGGAGUAUCACAAAUUAUUUCAAUGAAUAUAAACAUUUACAAUUGAUAAUAGUUGUCAUACCAGAUAAUACAGACGUAAUAUAUGGAAACGUAAAAAAAAUUACCGAAAUGGACAUAGGUGUUUUGACACAGUGUAUAAAAUAUAAAACUGUGAAAAGUUGCAUCAAUCCAAAAACCAGUGUUACUACAACAAAAAAUCUUCUACAAAAAAUAAACUCAAAACUCAAUGGCGUCAAUCAUAUAUUGGAUAAAAUGCCAUCAUGUUUAAGCAACUAUUCUUGUAUGCUUGUUGGUGCCGAUGUAACUCAUCCGGCCCCCGAUUCUAAAAGUGUAGCGCCAUCUAUAGCGGCGGUUGCUGCAAGUAGAAAUAAUUCAGCUUUCCAAUAUAAUGUUACACUCAGACUUCAACCACCUACAGAAGAAAUGAUUUUAGAUCUUGAAGCAAUAAUAUUAUCACAACUUAAUAUCUAUUAUCAGGAAACAAAGUCUCCACCGCGGAGACUCAUCUAUUACCGAGACGGAGUUAGUGAGGGACAACUUCCUCAAAUUAUGUUUUAUGAAAUAAACGCCAUUAAAAAUGCAAUUAAAAAAUUUAAUAAAGGUAAUAUUGAAAUUACCUGCAUGGUUGUUCAGAAGAGACAUCAUGUGCGUCUCUUUCCCGCAAAUGAACAAGAAACAGAUGACAAAAACUGUAAUGUGAGAGCGGGUACAAUUGUCGAUACAACUAUUACGCAUCCGGAUCAUAUCGAUUUUUAUCUUGUGUCACAUGCGAGUAUUCAGGGUACAGCGAGACCUACAAGAUACAGAUGCAUAUGCAACGAUUCUAAAUUUAAUGAAGAUCAGCUUGAGGAAAUGACUUAUUUUCUUUGCCAUAUGUAUGCCCGCUGUACAAGAUCGGUAAGCUAUCCGGCACCAACAUAUUAUGCUCAUUUAGCAGCUUUUCGCGGAAGAGCCUUGUUACAAGGGAACCCAAACUUUAAUUUGGCUGAUUUAGAAAGAGAACAGAGAAAUUUUAAAAUAAAGAUGGAGGCAUCGCCGAUGUAUUUCGUUUAAGGAUAUAUUAUUUAUGACUUUUAAAGGAUUUCUAUAUGAGGACUCCUUUAUGAUCCCUUUUAGAUAUGUCAGUUGAGAUAUGACAGUUAAUUUUAUUUCCUUUGUAAUAAUUGCAAUAAUUGUAUUGAAUAGAUUCUCUUAUUGCAGAGUUCGGCACGCUAUUUUUCAGUCGAUUUUCAGCCUGAUGCGCAGGUUAGUGAGAUAAGGGUCGGGAAAUUAAGUUGAAAAUCGGCUGAAAAGUAUCGUGUGCCGAGCCCUAUCUUAAUAUACAAAUUAAGCAUAGUUUCUACGAUUCUAAUUAGUGAUAUGUAAUUGAUAAUGUAAUUGAUAAUUGUUUGCAUUUAUACAUCAUGUUUCCUCAGUUACACGUUGAGGAAAAAUAUAAUAUAACAAAAAGAAAAAAAAAA